AUGCAGUGUGUUCAAUUGCCAACAAAUCAUUUACGUUGCACUCUAAUACAUACAACACCCCACAACACAAUGGCUAAGAAAACCGGAGAAAACUCUAAGAAGGCGGCAGGAAAUGCCCGUAAAGCAGAACAAGCUAACAAAAAGAAACAAGAACAACUCAGUAAACUAGAACAAGAAGAAGCAACAAAAUGGGAUGAAGGUUCCAAAAAGGGCAACAAGAAGAAAGAAGAAGAACAAUUUAAAAAGGAAGAAGCAGCUCGUAAAAAGCAAGAGCGUGACUUGCUUCUAGCUGCAGAAGAAGCUAGUUUACCUUCGAAACCAAUUAAAUCUAAACAACGUGGUGCUGAUAAAGUUGCUGCCAAACGUACUGGAAAAAUUGAUGAUUUUCUCGAUUUCAAUAAAGAUACACCUGAACUUAGUGCAUCCGGUUUAGAUAAUGCGUUGGCGGCAUUGGCUUUAACUAGUAAAGAUUCUGGUGUUUCCAAUAAGGAUAUUGAUCGUCAUCCUGAAAGAAGAGUUAAAGCUGCCUACAAUGCAUAUGAAGAAAGAAGAUUACCUGAAAUUCGUAAAGAGAAUCCUGGACUAAGAUUACAGCAGAUUAAGAAUCUCGUUUUCAAAGAGUUUCAAAAACUGAGUGAAAAUCCAAUGAACCAAGAAACCAAUGUACAUUAUAAUGCUAAUAGGGAUGAAUUGGAGGGUAAAAAGAAAGAAGUUAGAGAAUCGAGAGAAAAGAAGUUUAACUAG
Messenger RNA from Lodderomyces orthopsilosis Co 90-125, 744 nucleotides. RefSeq lists its product as uncharacterized. Lineage: Eukaryota; Fungi; Ascomycota; Pichiomycetes; Serinales; Debaryomycetaceae. Gene Ontology annotation, molecular function: transcription coactivator activity. Gene Ontology annotation, biological process: transcription by RNA polymerase II. The record is from RefSeq and is a predicted model, not a curated record. Bases 1 to 744 code for a protein of 247 amino acids. The transcript has a single exon. Gene Ontology annotation, cellular component: nucleus.